GUGUGCAUGCUGCACAAAUUCACUAGAAGCCAUCAAUCCGCCACACAAACCAUCCGCCACACGUGCAGCCCACCCCUACAUCAGCCCACACACAUACACACGCACACACACACAUGCAUCUCAUCUGCCCAUGUCAUGUCUCCACAUGCACUCACGCACGACGUGUGUCCAUCCAUCCAUCCAAGCCCGCAAUGCACGUCGGACGGACGGACGGACGGACAACAUCAAGUCAACUUAGUCACUGUACAGGAUUGCAGUAGUGGCUGGGCUGCCUCCCUGCUCGCUCGCUGGCUGCGAUCUGAUCUGUGUAUGUCAUGUCUGUGUGUCAUAGCUAUGUGUAGGUAUCGACUACUCUCCGCCGCCCCGCCUGUACGUAUCUCCUCAAUACGUCCGCCCGAGCUUGGAGAAGCUGACACAAGAAUCACACACGAACGAACAGUGAGGUGCCUUGCCUCGUUGGUUGUGUGUAUGCUAUGUGUGUCUGUGGGCUGUGCUGUGCUGUACCCGAUGGUGGCGCAGAGGACGCAGAAUAGGUUGAAGGCGAAGUGCGAGAAGACGCCCAGCAGGAAAUACUUGUACCCGUCGUCUCGAUAGGCCUUCUGCUCGCCCAGCGGAUCCUGCACACAACACAACACAACACACACACGCCACCUUGGCCGACUGGAUAGGAUAGUGUGUCUCUGUGCAGUGCAUGUGACGUACGUACUUGCAUCCAGUAGAAGAAUAGCGGGUGUGGGCUUGAGAUGCCGUAGACGGCCUCGGCCUCCUGCACCGCCAGUCGGUAGAACGGACGGUCCUCAUCCUGCGCACACAACACAAACCAAGAGCCAAUGCACAGACAGACAGACACACGCCCACUUCAUGUUAUCGGCCCACCCCUUCCAACAGAACGAGCCUUACGUGCAUCAGUCGGAGUCCGUUGCGCGCUCGGGCGUUGGCGUACUCGCCGCACCGGAAAUCGGCACUGAGGGGGAGAGCACAGCCACAGACAGAUCGAUGCAAAGGCGUAUCUCACAGAUUAGACAGCCGUGCGCUGCAGGUUAUGCUCACCGGUCGGCGCAGCAGUUUUUGCCAACGGCCCAGAAGUCAUAUGUGGUCAUCGCAGCACCAGCCUACACCACACACAGGGGUCCGAAUGGCUGGCCAUCCAUGGCGACCCACACACCGCACAGGUGGUAGCUAGCUUGCCUUGAUGAUGGGUGCGACGCAGUAGAGGUCGCCGUUUUUGAACCCCACAGACCUGGUGGUGUCGAUCUGGGAGCCUGCCGUGAAAUACACCUGGUGGCCAUCCACACAUGAACGAGUACAUGCGACGGACAGCGGCAAUCUGCCGCUGCUAUUACCUUUCCCGCAUCCAUGAGUGCCUGCCCCUUGUCGAGCUCAGGCUUGACGUCUUCAUAUACCUGCAUACAGACACACCACACAAACGUGUUCCCCCCCACUGGCUGGUUUGUCUGUCUGUCUGCGUGUGUAGGUAAGCUACCUGCAGGUUGUUGAUGUCGUAGUAAGGCGCCAGGUUGGAUCUGUAGUUGAUGUCGCCGAGGAUCACCGCUAUGAGCACCGCAACUGCCAUCGCUACCGUAGCGAACGUAUACCACAUCGGGUCUCGCUCGCGACGCUUCGACUGAAUCGCCGUGACUGACAAUAAAAAAUCGUCAAGGAGGCACACAUCGCAUCGACCGACACCCAUAAAAGGCCCAUGGCGAGUGGAGUGCGUCUGGUCUUCAUUCUCUGCGUGUGUACGUACAUCCGACGAGGAGCACCAUCAGCACCGCAAUGCCUGACGGACGGACGGACGGACGGUCGGACGGGCAAAAAAGGCGGCGGUCAGCACAGUGAAUGCGUCUUGACUUGUGUGUGUGUGUAUGUGUGGUGGUGUUGUGCACUGCACCUACCGACGAGGAACCAGGCCCACCCCGGGUGUUUGUAGUGGAAGUCAAACGACAGGGUGGCAAACACACCUGCAUUGCAUCCACACAUACACAUGCUGUGGAUCAACCAUGCAUUGCAUUCGUCUGCCUCUGACUGAUCGGCCGUACAGAUGAAUAGUAUCCAGGGCACAAAGAUGUUGAGGCAUAUCGCCACUAUAUUCAUACGACGCCGCUUCCCUGCACACACAACACACAACACUCCGGACGAUGGAUGGCCGCAAGCUGGUUGUGUGGCUGCACCUGGCGUGAAGAGGCCGCGCUUGGCCGUGCCGCCGCCGCCGCCCAGCAUGAUAGCGAUGGAUGGAUCAGAUGGUCAGGGCAACGGCACCACUCCACAGGAGACCAGCACGGCGCACCAAUACCACCUUCUGCAGUAAGAUCUGCCACUCCAAUGGACCAGUGAGGUCCUUCCCGCCUAUUUCUUGCCGCCUUUGCCCUCCUUCCUUUUCA
This is a messenger RNA of Vitrella brassicaformis, 2381 nucleotides long. Lineage: Eukaryota; Vitrellaceae. The record is from the annotation of a GenBank genome assembly.